Molecule: messenger RNA, 879 nt
Organism: Cyprinus carpio (common carp)
Lineage: Eukaryota; Metazoa; Chordata; Actinopteri; Cypriniformes; Cyprinidae
Gene: nek5
Product: NIMA related kinase 5
Biological process (GO): protein phosphorylation
Molecular function (GO): protein kinase activity; ATP binding
Source: RefSeq, a predicted model, not a curated record
CCUCCUCACACUAGUCGAGCAAACUUCUGAAUUACUUGAGUCGUGCUACAGAGAGAAUAUUUGCACGCGCAUUCCUCAGCGUGACGGCGUCAGAUGACGCUGUUGACGUGUUGCUAUAGUGACGCGCCGGUCAGGUUCACGCGCGUCCUGACCGUCUCGCAGAAGAUCAUCCUCAUCAUCUUCAUCACCAUCUUCUUCAUCAUCCUCCUCAUCUUCGUGAUGGAUCAGUAUGAAGUGGUUCGGCAGGUCGGUCAGGGUGCGUUCGGGCGCGCGCUGCUGGUCAAACAGCGACACGGACACGCGCAGCUCUACGUCAUCAAGGAGAUCAACCUGAGACAGUUGUCCUCUCGGGAUAAGGACGCCUCCAGAAAGGAAGUGACGCUGCUGUCCAAAAUGAAGCAUCCGAACAUUGUGGCGUUUUAUAAAUCAUUUUACGACAGGAGUAACUUCUACAUCCUGAUGGAAUACUGUGAUGCGGGCGAUCUGAUGAAGAGAAUCAGGAUGCAGAGAGGAAAACCCUUCACAGAGCAGCAGAUCGUGCACUGGUUUGUUCAGAUCUGUCUGGGACUGAAGCACAUUCACGACAGGAAGGUCCUGCACAGAGACAUCAAAGCUCAGAACAUCUUCCUCACUCAAGGAGGACAGAAGGUCAAGCUGGGAGACUUCGGCAUCGCCAGAAUGCUGAACAGCACCGUGGAGCUGGCCAGGACCUGCGUCGGCACGCCGUACUAUCUCUCUCCAGAGAUCUGUGAGAACAGACCAUACAACAACAAAACGGAUAUCUGGUCUCUGGGCUGUGUUCUCUAUGAGCUCUGCACACUCAGACAUCCAUUUGAGGGCAGUAAUCUGAAGCAGCUGGUGUGUGAGGAGUCUGUGUGA